Dermacentor silvarum is the source of this 2003-nucleotide messenger RNA. RefSeq lists its product as uncharacterized. Gene Ontology annotation, molecular function: sulfotransferase activity. The transcript has 6 exons. Lineage: Eukaryota; Metazoa; Arthropoda; Arachnida; Ixodida; Ixodidae. Gene Ontology annotation, cellular component: cytoplasm. The record is from RefSeq and is a predicted model, not a curated record. Bases 162 to 2003 code for a protein of 613 amino acids. Gene Ontology annotation, biological process: sulfation.
GCCAUCCACUCCAGCAAGCAUCGUUGCCUCCUUGGACACGCGCCAAUUAAGCGAGUUGGCGAGCCGGGACUCACAGCCCAACGACCCCCGAAGGACGUGCGACACCGAUAUUUGUUUACACUGUUCGCGACUAGAAGGCGCUAGGCUUGAUUCGCACAGUGAUGACGACCGCCGGAGAGGACCCCGACCAGCGACCUUACUAUGUCGACUUCGACGGCUAUCGCCUUUCUUGCGCGUUCCACGCGGAUCUGCUCAAGUCGGCGCUGGAGUACCAGCCCAGGUCAGAUGACGUGUUCGUCGUCACUUUUCCCAAGUGCGGCACGACGUGGGUGCAACACAUCGCAUACCUGAUUUACAACGAUGGCCAGAAACCAAAGGAUGGUCUAGACUUCCUCAAGAAUAGCCCGUUUCUCGAGAUGACCGGAGUCGGUUGCCUGUUGGCUAUGAAGAGGCCUGGGAUCAUCAAGUCCCAUCUUCCGUACUCCAUGAUGCCUAAGUCUCCCGAAGCAAAGUACAUCUACGUGUGCCGCAACCCUAAAGACUGUGUGACGUCUUUCUACUACCACACCAAAGGAUUUCCAGGCUACGAAUUCACCCGCGGCACGUUCUCAACAUUCUUUGACAUCUUCUGCGAGGGCCAGACGGACUUCGGUGACUACUUUGAUCACGUUUUGGGAUGGUACGAACACCGCAACGACCCCAACGUUCUAUUUCUACAUUACGAAGACAUGAAGGUCCAACCACGAGAAAGCGUGCUCAAGAUCGCCAAGUUCCUUGGCCAGUCGUAUCACGACAGGUUGCUGGAGGAUGCGACCUACCUGGAGAAUGUGCUCAGGUACAGCGACGUAUCUGCAAUGAAGCAGUACACGAACGAUUCCCUGGUCCAGUUUUUCUCAAAGCCCUUGCACGCCGACGGCGAGGAUGAAGUGCCAGAGGGCCUGAAGCUCUUUCACAAGGCUACGCACGACCGACCCGGCGAAGCCAAGCUGGUCCGCAAGGGCAUCGUGGGCGAUUGGAAGUCGCACCUCACGCCAGACAUGAACGAGAGGCUAAACAGAAAGAUCCACGAGAGACUCGCAGGCACCGAGUUUAUAGAGGUCUGGAAGGGCUACGGCCUGAGUGCUUCGGGACGAGCUGGUAUGCAAGUCCGGGAUACAAGCACAAUGCUCGAACGAGAGAGGCCUUACUGUAAGGUCGUAGACGGCCACCGAAUUCCGGAUUACUUCUCCGAAGAAGUGUAUCGCAGUGGUCUUCGGUACCGGCCCGAGCCGGGAGACGUGGUCCUUGACACCUUCCCCAAGUGUGGCACCCACUGGGUCCUGGGCAUCCUGAAGGCCGCCUACCAAGUCUGCAGGGGCAUCACUCCAGGAUCCGCCUUCCUGGAGAAACUCGGGCUCGAUGCCAUCGAGAAGUGCGCCAGGCCUCGGAUCGUGAUCACGCACCUGCCGUUCCAGUUGGUGCCUUUUUCAGACGAGGCCAAGUACAUCUACGUGAUCAGAAAUCCGAAAGACUGCUGUGUGUCCUUCUACCACCACACCAAAACCGAUCCAGCCUACAAGUUCCAAGACGGCACCUUUGACGAAUACUUCGAGGUCUUCCUGGACGGGCGCAACGCCUUCGGCAGUUACUACGAGAGCCUGCGCUCGUGGUACUCCAAACGGAACGAGCCCAACGUGCUCUUCCUCACCUACGAAGGCAUGCACGCGGACGUCAGGGGAUCGGUGCUGAAGAUAACGCGCUUCAUAGACGCCGGCAUCGCCGACGAACUUGCACGGGACGAGGACAAGGUGAGGACCGUCCUAGAGAACUCGAGCUUCAGCAGCAUGAAGAAGCAGUUCGCGCUGCAGUUCGUCAGGAAAGGCACCGUGGGAGACUGGCGGAACUAUUUCUCGCCGGAGCAGUCACGAAGACUGGAGGAGAGGUUCUUUCGCGAGAUGGACGGUACGGACAUUCCGCAGCUGUGGGAAGGUGCCGGCUGGCUUUUCGACGAACCUAAGACCUGA